AUGGCUCACUACCAACCUGUCAUUGAUCCAGCCACCACCACCUUUACUAUCAAUCAUUUACCUCCAGAUUGCUUGAUCGAAAUAUUCCAAUAUUUGCCAUUUCUUCCCUCCGUAUUGAAUUUACAAUUAGUCUCUUCGGCAUGGAGAAAUACUGUUCAACACUUUAUUGCUAGAGGAGGAUUUGAUUUGAAUUUAGGAUUUCUUCCGAGCCAUGUAACACUCUCCAAGUUUAUAAUGAUCAUUGGUCGUUUCUAUAAUGCUAAACAAAUUACAUUGUGUAAUUUACAGUUGACUGUUGAUUUGAUGAAGGUGUUGAGCUUUACAGCUAUUGAAACAUUGGUCUUGUGUAAUUGCUCAACAGAGGCUGCCGUUUCAUUCUCUCCAGAUUUGGUUAGUUCAGGAUUCAAGCAAUUCAAAGAUUUUCAGAGAGAAAUGAAUGAGAAAUUGGAAGAUUCUGGAAGAUUGCCUUUUUAUAAUUUGAAAAGAGUGAUUGUAAUUGACUCUUCUACCUGUUUGAAUUUCGUUUGGAAGGAAGAUUUUAUUGAGGAUAAUAGGGAUGAAUCUUGUCAAGCAUCAUUGAAAUCAUUUUACAAUUUGGAAAGUGGAUUUGAUAAUUGUUGGAAUUUCAAAUCAAUUUCUAUGAACUCUAACAAGAGAGUUUCAUUUCUUGCUUUAGAACUUUACAAUGGUGGAGAUGCCAAGAGUAGAGAUUCAAAAAAGUUUGUAACCCUAAAGAGUGGAAAAACCCUUGUCAACAUUCCAAUUCAACCAAUCGAAUAUGUUGAAGAUAAGAAGGCGCUAAUGUUUAAAUAUGGUCUUAAAAGUAAUUACAGAAAAGUCAAAUUUAAUAGCAAAACCCUUCAGCAAGCAAUAGAUAAUUUCCUUAUUGGAAUUUAUUCUUACACAGCUCUGGAAGAUUUCUUGACACUUGUGGUAAAUUCGCCAACACGACCAAUGAAUUUUGUGACUGACAAAGGAUUCUAUUCAGAAUUGAUUUAUUUCCUCCACAAAUAUCAGAUUUUGAGAGAAAAUUCAAACAUUCCACUUAGAAUAGUUCAGCUAGCUGAAACAUUGGAUUACCACUGGGCAAGUUUCUCACAAACUGAACCAGUUUCAACCAAGACAGAAAAUAUCAGUGAGGAAAUUCCAGUUCCAUUCUCUUGGGUGCACCUUUUGAAGAAGGGUCAAUACAUUCACCUUCCACCUGCUCAACCAGAACCAGAGAAGAAGGAAAGUACUGAAACUAAACCAGUUCGUAAAAGUUAUCGUGGCCUAUUGACAAGAGGAUCCUCUUCAAACAAUCAAGAUUGA
This is a messenger RNA of Naegleria gruberi, 1311 nucleotides long. Its product is annotated as F-box domain-containing protein. The record is from RefSeq and is a predicted model, not a curated record. NCBI's taxonomy places the organism in Eukaryota, Heterolobosea, Eutetramitea, Acrasida, Naegleriidae. Gene Ontology annotation, molecular function: protein binding. Bases 1 to 1311 code for a protein of 436 amino acids. The transcript has a single exon.